AUGCCAAACAUGGUUUACUUCAUCCUGGAGACUGGAUUCAUUAACAUGAACCACCUCCUACUGUAUUUACGCGACCAAGUUGAUCUUCGAAUAUUGAAGGCUGUAGCCAGUCAGUAUUCCUCUGAUGUUGAUGCAGCUGUUGGAUUUGUUCUUUCCGAUGUCAUUCCAGCAGUAAGCGAACCUACUGAAACAGUUUUUACACUCCAAGAUGUUGAUUAUGCAGAACACGACCAUACUGAUUGUAAGAAAUCUAACUUGCACUCUGGAGGGAUAUCAUUGGUGGAUCUAGGAGCUCGAGAGGAUACCAGUGCCCUAUUUGGUACGUCAGCUGAGAGCAGUGGCACUGUUGGUGAAUGUGAUCCGUUUUCAGAUUAUGAUGGACCAUUCCAGAGUAAGAACAAAAUAGAAAAAUGUUCCCAGAUCGAGGAUAAAGUGGUGAUAAAUGAAACAAGAAUUCCUACAACAGUAAUGAACAGCCUUCUUCAGGAGCAUUAUGCUCUGCUUGGAUCGUCAUCGACAUCUGCAGCGGAGCCACAUAUGAUGGAGUAUGAGCAGUCUGAUUCAGGAGGAUGUAAUGAUCAUUGUGCAGCUGAAAAAGAUGAAGUGACUCCAGAGACUGAAAUAGGCAACCACAAACACUGUAAUGAUAAUUAUGAGCUAUCAGAUUUGCUUGCCUCUUCUGGGAAUAUGUUGCCAUUAUUUAAGGAGAGCCCUUCAGAUUGUGCAGUGAAACAUGGAGGGCAAGUGCCUCUGAAACUUUCUGAUGAGGUAAGUAAACAUGAUUUCGACAAGUCAGAAGAUAACUGUUACUUGGAAACCUUACUUGUGAAUUUUCACUCAAAGGAAGACAAACAGACAUCAAAGAAUUUGCCAAAUGCUCCAACUGUCCAUACGCUCUCCAACCCAAAGGAUAAUAAUGACUUACAAGUUCUGUUUGAAAACAAAGAUAAUGCUGGAGAAGAGUUGGGUGCACUCUGUACUGCAGAAAAUACCCCCGAGCUCCACAAGUCAGCAAAUGAUGGCAACUUCUACAAUUUAUUUGGCGAUCUAUGCACAGUUGACGAGACAACAAAAGUACCAUUGAAUUUUACUGAGGAGAAAAAUGAGCAGUCUUUUGUUAAGCUAGACAAUCAACACAAGCUAUUUGACUUAUUUGCCUCAUCCAAAAUCGUAGAUAAUUCAUUACAACCCUUUCAAGAAAAGGGUGGUUCCGAGACAGUUCAUAAUGAGGAGCUACCUUCAAUACAUCUCAAUUUCAAUAAUCGCCGAACUUUUACUAGUACGUGCAAUUUCGAUGGUGAUAAGUACUACUCCUUAUGCCCGAUGGUUGAGCUUGAUGCAGAUCAGCCUAAUGAAGAAUGGAUGAUGCCUGGUGCAGAUAAAAGUGAGGGAUUUCUUGAUAACUCCACUCAGUCAUUUCAUAUCACUGAAAUAAACAAGAAUAUUUCUGAUAUCACUAAAAGCAAGGAAUCAUUGAGCUGUUUGUAUGAAUCAACAAUCAUGAAAAUGAAAGAGGUUGAGCUUCAGGAGGAAAAGUCUCGACUAGCAAAACAAAAUGCUGACAAGGCACAUCAAAAUUUUCUUGCCAUGGCAGAGCACUUUAACCAGCUCAUUGAGAAUUCGAAAGAGUCAAAUGAUAAGCAAGCUCAAGUAUUGUGUGGAGAAAAUUGUUCGUUGGUGGCUCUAACUCAGGACCUUCAGUCUAAGCUUACCAAAUUGGCUGCUCAAAGAAAUGAAGCGCUUACAGCUGUUCAGGAGAUUAAAUUUCAACUAGAUGCACGUCUAGCAACUUCGAUGGAGGAAGAGGCUGCAGCAAUGGAGCAAAUUAUUCAAGAAGAUAAAUUAGCUCUAUUGUUACGUAAAGAGAAGGAAGCUACAAUGGGGAGCAUAAUGGAGGAGUCAAGAAAGCUCCAAAAGGAAGCCGAAGAGAACAUUUUGCUGAGAGAACAAUUGCUGGACCAGGGUCACAUCAUUGAUAUCAUGCAGGGAGAAAUAGCAAGCAUCCAGGCCCGUGUAAGCAAGCUUAAAUCAGCCUUGGUGACGACUAGCAGCUCAGCUAAUUCUUCCCACAAGAAUGACUGCAAGAGUGCGUCAGUUGACACAGACCGGCCCUUGGGGAGCAAUGAAAACAGAGAUGAUCUGCCUCAGAGGAACCAUGCUAAGGACCAUACGACGUCUUCGGAUGAUGACGAUGACGAAUGGGAGGUGCUGGAAGCAAAUUAA
Triticum turgidum subsp. durum (durum wheat) is the source of this 2223-nucleotide messenger RNA. The record is from the annotation of a GenBank genome assembly. Lineage: Eukaryota; Viridiplantae; Streptophyta; Magnoliopsida; Poales; Poaceae.